Molecule: messenger RNA, 1295 nt
Organism: Monoraphidium neglectum
Lineage: Eukaryota; Viridiplantae; Chlorophyta; Chlorophyceae; Sphaeropleales; Selenastraceae
Exons: 7
Source: RefSeq, a predicted model, not a curated record
AUGAAGAAGGCCAAGACGCCGGCGUCGAAUGGCCCGAAGCAGAGGAGCAUCGCCAGCUUCUUCUCGUCGCAGCCAAAGGCUGCGGGGGAGCCGACGCCAGCGAAGGCCACCCCUGUAGCAGCGCAACACGACGACCAAUACAAGGAGAACCGCUCCUCAUCAGAAGACGAGCAGCACCGCCGCAAGUCUGUGCAAAAGGACGACCGCACAGCCCCGCCGCCGCCGCCGCAGCAGCAACAACAACAGCAGCACACGCCUCUCGCCGCAGCGGCGACCGGCGCGCCGAGCCCCGCCCCCGCCGGAGCGACGCCCGCCAAAACGGCCGCAGCGGCGGCGCCCGCGACCCCCGCUACGACUGGUGGCGUGAAAGCCAAGGCCGGUGGCGCCAAAGCUAGCGGCGGCAAGGAGCUGGUCGGGCGCCGCGUGAGCAUAUUCUGGCCCAAGGAGCAGGCCUGGUUUGAUGGAGAGAUUGACGAUGCCGGGGACGACGGCAAACACCACGUUACAUAUGACGACGGCGACGAGGAGUGGGUGAGCCUAGUCAGCGAGAGGCACAAGAUCCUGCCAGCAAAGGGCUCCGCGGCCGCCAAGCGCGCCGCGGCCAAGCGGCGCCACGUGGUGGUGUCGGACGACGACGAGGAGGAGGAGGAGGAGGAGGACGAUGACGCGGGCGGCGACAGCGGGAGCGAGUACAAGGCCGAGAGCGACGACGAGGACGAGGCCAUGGAGGACCUGGAGGAGGAGGAGGGGGGCGCUGACGAGGACGGCGCUGACGAGGACGGAGCGGGCAGCGACGCUGACGAGGACGGCGGCGCCGGCGCCAGCGGCAAGCGCAAACGCGGGGGCUCCAAGGGCAAGGCCUCUGCAGCGCCUCGCAAGCGCGGCCCCGGCGCCGCAACCCCCGGCUCCGCCGGCCGCACCCCCAUGACAGCCACCAAGCAGCGCCCCCGCUCCGACGCCGCCCCCUCGCCCGCCGCCGCGGCGGGCACCCCUGGCGCGUUCGGCGCUGCGACGCCGUUUGUGUGCGGCAAGGGCGGCGGCGGCAGAGGGGAAGGGGAGCCGUCCACGCCGGCGCCGGCGGCGACGCCAGUGGGCAGCAGGGGCGGCAGCCGGACGCCGGGCAGCAAGGGGCUGGGGGCGCGGCUCGAGGGCACGCCAGGCGCCAGCCAGGGCAGCGGCGCAGAGGCGGGGCCGGCUGCGGACGUGGUGCUCGGCGUGACGGCGGAGCGCGGCGGCGAGGCCGCGCGGUUCGCGGCGAAGAUGGCCGAGAAGUUCCCUUUCCUACACCCAAACCG